AUGCAACUUGUAUUACUAGUUGUAACACUAUUUCUUUGCACUAAUGGGCGACUCCAAGUACUUAACUUGACAAACUUUAAAGAGGCGAUAGACUCCAAUGAAUUGCUGUUAAUCAAAUUUGUUGUGAAAGAGUGUCCAUUGUGCAAGGAUUAUACUUACGAGUUUAACCAACUUUCGAUGUUCGCUCAAAUUCCUUUUGGAGAAAUAUCAUGCGAUGAACCGAACGACAAACUGUGCGAAAAAGAAGGACUUAGUGUUAUGCCGACGACUAUUUUGUAUAAGAAAGGAAAACAAUUUCGAAAGAUGUAUGGGAUGUACGAAUAUGGACAACUCAAGGAUUGGCUCCGUGAUAUGUUAUCUCCAGUUUAUUUAUUUGUAUCCACUCAAAGCGAGAUUCAAAGACUUUUAAACACUUCAUUUGCAGUUGCCAUUGUGUCGUAUCAGAGUAACGACCAAGCUAAACAAUAUGAAACGAUGAUGACUGAAAUAGCAGAAGAAACUAAACGAUACAAACAGCAGUUUGUGUGGAUAACAAACUCUUCUGUAAAUUGUCCACAAAUGUCUGUUCAUGUUUUGGACGACAACGGUGACUUAAAAGUGUCUGAAUUUGAACUUGUCUAUAACAAGAGCGUGAUUCUGUUUAAAUCAAUAUUGGCGUUUGUCCCCCCUUUCUCUAAGGCAAAGGUUGUACAGAACAGUCUCGAACAGGUCGACGUCCCAGUCUUAUUUUACUAUUACAUUUCUGCUAUGACGGGUGCAACUUUCAUGAAGAAGAUAGCAAGAAAGUACCAACUGAUUCUUCCAUUUGUGACACAACAAGUGUUUGAACCCCCAAAGGGACAUAACGGGAAAGACCAAAAAGUGUGGGUGUCUAUUCUUCAUGAUAUUGACGUGUAUCCAAUGCGCCAAAAUGUUACCGAGAAACACGUCGAAGAGUUUGUUGAAGACUUUUUGCAGGGGAAAAUUCGUCACGCUCGACGAGGCAGAAAAAGCACCUCCGCCUUCAUGUCAAAAGUUCCUCCACUCAUAACGUUGGACAACUUUGAUGUGUACACUUCGCAAACUUCUGCGAUUAUCGUUUGUCCAUUUUCCGAUCGAAAAUGCAUCGAAUACAUUGAUAAGGUGGUGGUCCCACUUUGCACCAAAUUCAAUCAGUCGAAUGUCACCAAUUUUCAAUUUGGUGUAGUUGAUAUUGAGCAAGAUGAAGUCGUUAAUGCGGACGUCUUGCAGAGUUACCCGACACUUUUGGUGUAUUCCGAUGACAAUUCACCUUACGUCUAUGCGAUAAAAAGUUACUCUGAAAAGGAGAUCUUAUCCGUCAUACAUGAGAAAGUCACUUCUCUCGAUUUGGACGUGUUCCUUCAAAUUCCAAAACACACAAACAAAAAGACUGAUAAUAUUAAAAUUGAUUUGUAA
This is a messenger RNA of Entamoeba invadens IP1, 1416 nucleotides long. RefSeq lists its product as hypothetical. Bases 1 to 1416 code for a protein of 471 amino acids. The record is from RefSeq and is a predicted model, not a curated record. Lineage: Eukaryota; Evosea; Mastigamoebida; Endamoebidae. The transcript has a single exon.